AUGGUGCAGUGUGAGUGUGUGUGAAGCCACUCAGGUCUGUAUCUGUAUCGGGGUGAUCCCUCCUCUCCUCUCCUCUCCUCUCCUCUCCUCUCCUCUCCUCUCCUCCUCUCUCAGAUCUCUCCUCUGACAGACAGAGAGCGGACAGUCGCCCACAAUAACCGGCUCCUCUACAGCAGCAGCCGGCUGGUUUAUCUCAUCUCCGACCUGCACCGGCUGAUUUCCUCUCUGGAUCAUCUGAAUCACUCAGCAGACACAAGAGAGAGAGAGAGAGAGAGAUGCUGGUCGUGUUUCACUUUCUUUGCUUCCAACAAGGACCCGUAUCUGUCACAUCUUCUGCCCGGAGCUUUGUGUCUGGACGGCGGGCUGCGGCUGCGUGAUGCUCCGUGACCACAGCCUGAUGCUGAAAUCCCUACAUUCAUGAGAAGGCAACAGGAAGCAGAUUACUGAGGGAUUAAAACGAAUGCACACUUAUGCACAUGCACACACGGAGAGUGCAACAGCUCCGGGAUUUGACUGCCGUCCAACUGUGGAUCUCGAACUGAAUGAACUUGACUCUGAAUGACUCUGGUAUCAUGGAAGAAGAGGAGGAGCCCACAGAGUCUCAUUGAAUUUAACUCGCAUAACCCCACCUCCUUUCUCCUGGCUCACUAUCGAAGGCUUUGACUCGUCGAUGAGGAUUACAGAUUUAUCAGAGACAGAGAGAGAGAGAGAGAAAGAGAGGGGAGUGCAGAGCUGACCGUCCGCCUGCUGCCGUCCCAUGAUGCAUCUACACAUGUAAGAGCAGGAUCAGCCACACAGAGGGCUGUUUCUAUGGAUACCCCUGCCCUGGGUAGUAUUACAGUAAUAAGACUCACUGAUAUCCUGACUAUCUGCUGCGCGUGAGGAAAAUACAGUGAGAGAUUAGAAGUGCGUCGCUGCAGCAGACUACAAAAGACAUCAUCAUCAAGUGUCAAGAGGAAGAUGUUGAAGAAAAAAGCUGUUAUUUUUAAACAUGCACUGUAGAUGCGUUACACUCCUUGUCCUAAAGACUUCAAAGGUUGUUAUGUGAUAACUAGUGGAUUCUGGUUCAGUAAAAGGGUGAAUUAAUAAGAAGCCUACGCCCACACAGGACCAGAAGAGGAGGUGAAGAUGAUGCACAAAGACACUUCUUAGGCCUGAAGGAAAUAUCUUCUUCUUAGUACAGCUUGAAAUUCUGGAUAAAGUAAUCCUACUUUUACUUUAUCCUAGUUGUGGUACUGAAUUUGGGUCUUGUCUACAUGAGAACAGACAUCUACGUGCACCAGCUACCUAGAGGUAUAUCAGGUCUUUUGUUAAGGUUUUGGACUCACCAGCAAGAUGUAACAUCAUGUGCAUAAUAAGACAAUAACAAAGCACUUUUAAUCUGGAUAUUGUGGGGAUCCAUCAAGCUUGAAGUACCUGGAAUCAUCUGUCCCUGAGUUAUCAUGGCCAGACAGGAAACCCCCCUCUUCCUCCAUGGCUUUGACCUGGGUGGUCACUUCGUUGACCUCCGACCUCUCGGCUCAGGUGUUACAGGCCUGGUCCUCUCAGCCGAGGACCAGCGUACCGGACAGCGCGUGGCAAUCAAAAAGCUGGUGAUGCGUGACGCGGUGACGGUGAAGCACGCUCUGCGGGAGGUCAAAAUCACCCGCCGGCUGCGCCAUGAAAAUGUGGUGAGGGUUCAUGAGGUUUUGGCGCCAUAUGGACGACCACUGCCCAGGGACCCGACCCAGCUGAGUGCCCUGUACAUCGUCCAGGAAUGCAUGGAGACAGAUAUGGCUCGGCUGCUGGAACAAGGACCACUACCCACAGGUCACGCUACUCUGCUGUUCUAUCAGCUGCUGAGGGGACUGAAGUUCAUCCACUCAGCUAACGUCCUGCACAGAGAUCUGAAGCCUGCCAACAUAUUCCUCAACACAGACCAACUGCUGCUCAAGAUCGGAGACUUCGGGCUGGCCAGGAUAGUCGACCCUCAUUAUUCUCAUAAGGGCUAUUUGUCUGAGGGUCUGGUAACGAAGUGGUAUUGUUCCCCCCGUCUGCUCCUGUCCCCCAACAACUACACCAAGGCCAUCGACAUGUGGGCCGCUGGCUGCAUACUGGCUGAGAUGCUCACUGGACGCAUGCUGUUUGCAGGAGCUCAUGAGCUGGAGCAGAUGCAGCUGAUUCUCGACACAGUGCCGGUGCUGAGAGAAGAGGACAGGCAGGACCUGCUGCAGGUGAUGCCUUCAUACGUCAGUCAUGGAUGGAGAGUCAAGAAACCGUUUUCUGAAUUGGUGCCUGAAGUGGAUGCUCAGGGUGAGCGGAGGGAAUUGAGUAGUGCUGUCGACUUCCUUGAGCGUAUCUUGACCUUUAACCCCAUGGAUCGGCUGACAGCUGAAGCAGCGCUGUCCCACCCCUUCCUCCAGCAGUACUCCUGUCCAGAGGAUGAACCCACCUCAUCACAUCCCUUCCGCAUCGAGGACGAACUGGAGGACAGCCUCGUCACCGAGCAGAGCCUCAGCAACAGCAACAGCCAGGCCUCCAGCAUCCACUGGGAGAGGUACGAGAACAGUUUAUCAACAGAUGCGUCCUGGCAGCAAUCAGGCGGGAGGUGUCGCUGCAUGCCCCCUGGCUACGUGACCUCUGACCUGGGAGACACCACAGAGGAUGAGGAGGUGCAGAGAGACCCGCGGGCCAGUUCCACCUCACUGUUAGAGGAGGCGCAGGUCGACCCACGCAAGUAUUCCCACAGCAGCUCAGCUGAGCGCUUCCUGGAAAACUCUCACUCCUCUCUGGAGCGGGCCUGUGGUUCGGGGUACGGGGAACUGGACUGUGGCCGUUCCUGUGACUACAAAGUGGGCUCUCCUUCGUAUCUGGAUAAAAUAGCCUGGAGGGAGGGCAAGCCUCAACACUACUCCGAGCCUAAGCUGAUCCUGGAUCUGUCUCAUUGGAAGCGUAACACUAACAGCCUCCCUGUGCCUGCUGAGCCUAAUGGUAGCAGCGUAGAGGACCUGGGAGAGAUGAAGGAGGAGGAGGAAGCAGAAGAGGAGGAGACAGGGGAUUUAUUUCAGGAGAUUUCUCGCUGGGUGGAGAGAACCCAGUCUCGUCUGCACUCACCCAGUCCCAGUCCUUCCUUGGAGCCACGUUCACCCUCCUGCUACACCUCCUCUCCCCCUCUCCCUCUCUCCCCGACUGACCUCCCAACUCCAGUCUUCCACUACACGCAAGUUGUGCGGCAACCGUCAUCUGAAUACGAUGAAGACCGACUGAGCCCACUUCAGCCUGUCACGUCUUCCUCUUAUUCCCUUCCCUCACUUCUGCCCUCAUCUCCCACCUCUCCACUUCCUCCUCAGUCCCCUCAAACAGCGUCAUCCCCCACCUCGCCACUUUUUCCUUCCCCGCAAUCUCAACCGCUUUCCUCUACUUCCUCUAUUUCUCAGCCAGUAAACGAUGACUCCUUGGAGUCACUUCCUGUAAAGCAAAAAGAGCGGCUGUUCGACCUGGACGUGUUCAUAUCCCGAGCACUGAAACUGUGCAGGCAGAAUAAGGAGAAAGCAGACGGGAAGAAAGGAAAAGAGGGAGGAUGGAGGGAAGAAAGCAUUAAUCGAAAGGUGCCCAGGCUUCCUGAACACAGGACUCCACCACCACAGACCCCCAACUCUUGAUGUUGAAUUUCAACUUCAGGUCCACCACAGUAUAGCAUCACAAUGGGAAGCACUUCCAAAUGCUCAUAGUGCUUUACACAGUGAGGGUGCGGUUAAAUAUGCUGCUUAAACAUUAGACCUUAGUGUUCGCAGUCUUUUUGUUAUUAUUGCAAUGACACGCUACACGCUGUGACAAAAACCCUCACGUAAACAAUCCUGCAGCUUUGUCAAGAGGUGCUCUCAGGCAAUAAGAGGUCAGAAAGCAUUUGGGUUAAAUAUAAAUAACCAUGCUUAGCAUUGCAAAUAUCAAGGAUUUGUUCUACAUGAGAAUAUUUAGAAAUAAUAAUCUAAUUAAUGAUGUGGUGUUUGUGGUUUGUCAAGUUAAAGAUGGGUCUAACCUUGACUUGAUAGCAACUUAUUCUGUGAGACAAACAUCUGCAAAUAAAAAGAGUUACCCAGGAGUUACCCAGGCUAUUAUGUACUUGAUAACAUACUGGAGAGGGAUCACUUGGUUUGUUUUAAGUUUGCUUUAGUUUUGUGUUUCUAUACAAGAUCCCUCGCUGUGUGUCAGUCACUCAGUAAUCUUUUCAAAAUGUCAGACAGUCUUCCAAUGGUGAUGUUCACCGAAUAAUGAUAACGAGACAGGAAAUGCUUUUUCCAAGUUUCUCUGAAUGUAAUAACUGAAAAAUAAUCAGUCAAAUCAUGCUACGAGGUGAACCAUAAGGAUUUGUAUUUGUUGCUGUUUUACCACUCCUGCAGUGACUUAAUGAGCUUUGUCACUGCUACAUGCCUUGUAAACUUGUAUAAAACUGUUGUCAUAUUUAAUUCUAUAGUAUAUUUCUCAAGACUGUUGUUAAUUAUAUUCCUGUGUUAUUCUUUGCUGAAUGCUAGAGCACAAUUUUCUCUUUAUUUGGAUUGUGUUGUAUUUUAUUUAAAUGUGGAAUGCUCUAUCGUAAUAAUUUAUGCUCUAGUUCAAGCGUAAAUAGUUUCAUAUUCUGUCUGCCUGAUGCACCAAACAAGGUCAUCGUCUACUUUACACUUAAAAGAUACGAUCCUCUCUGUACUAAACAGUCAUAUCUGUCACCAUUUUGCUCACUUAGCCACACAAAGCUAUAAUGCAAACAACAGUAGCCUAUAUUUUGGAGAAUGUAGAUCCUUUACAACCUUUAUAGGAAAUGAUUUGUACUCAGAACUCCUCGAUGCUGCCCAGUAACCAUAUCAAUAUAUGGAACAGAAAAUAACCAAAACAUAUAUUUUGAAAUACUUUUCUAUCCAGCAUGGACGACCGUAGACCCUCAGAAUGUUAUUUAUUCUGACAUGUGAUGUUUCCCCUUCAAGGUAACCAAAUCAGGUAAAAGACUCGUACUUACUCAAUGAAGCGCAUCUCACAUUCACUUCACUCCUCGAACUUAAAAGCUGAUAGGAGGGUUGUAGUACUCAAGAUCGGUCCGGACUUUUUGAAGGUCUGGGAAUCGACUGCAUUUUUACUCGGCCUUGUCUCGGUUUCAGACAAAGAGGACUCUGGGUUUUAUUUCAAGACCGGUCAAGACCACAACUGCGGGGAAAUCACUAAAUCGCCUCUGUAUUGUCUGAUUUAUUUCUUAACAUCAUUACUGUGUUUGCUCAUUGAAAACAAAGGAACAUUCCCACACAUAAAAUUCACCUCUGCAAUGCCCUUUUGAUUAUUUUAUCAAUACAUUUCUCAUGGUACACUUCUACAUAUAUACAGUAUAUGUGGCAAUAAAAGAGGUGAAUGUAGAGGAAUCUGCAUUUGAUUUCUGUGGGUGUUUUUAUGGGAAUGUGGAUCUUUCAGGUCAAUUUGAGGAGUUCCCAUGAUUUGCAUGAUCCACAUUUUAUCGUAAACGUGUCAUGCAGUGUGGGACUCGCAUUGGUCUUGGUUUUGGUCUUGAUGCGGUCUCAACUCUUCAAAGUCUUGGUCUUGUCUCGGUCUUGAUACGUUCUGGUCUUGGUCAUGACUUGGUCUCGGUAUAGGUGGUCUGAUAUUGAGGAUGAGGAAAUGGCAUUCAAAUUAUUCUGCUGAGCUAGUGCCAAAAAGAAAUAGGGUACAGUUAAAUUCACGUGCCCCAAAUUCUGUAACCUAGAAGAAAUAGGCUUCCACCAUCCCUGGUUUCACUGUUUUACAUGUAAGUCUCUGCUGUGGGUGUGCAUGUAUACAAUCUAUAGGCUGUAUGUAUCACAAGGGUCCAGCCACACCAGAGGCACAAUACUGAGAAGCAUAAAACACACUGCCAGCACAGCUACAGUAAACACCCCAGAAUAUGACAUGUUUUAUCUGUUUAGUGAUCUUUCAGUCCAGCAUCUGAUACCCAUUCUAAGUCCCUCUUACACUCUAUUCAUUUUCAUCCUAAAUCCACAUCAUACAGUCUACACACAGAGCACUAUGACAGUGAUAGUGUGGCAAGAACUGACAGCCUGGAAGUCAAGAUGAUAUCCACUUUCCCACAAUGCAGCAACUGUUUCUCUUUCUCUGCCGUUAACAGCUGUUAACUAUUGAUGCUCAUGUAAAGUGAGCACCUUCACUGUGGGCAACAUACACAGGUUGUGAGCAGAACAUCACUUGCACAACAUAGUAUGAGCCAUAGGUGCGAAAUGCAAACUGUAAAAGCUAUGAUACAGCAAAGCCAGGUAUAUUCUUUUAUAUUCACAAUAGACAUGAAGCACAUCUAGAGUCACUAACACAUUCAGAAAUGCAGGUUUUCCUCAGCGACAACAGGAACUCCAUCUGUCAGUGUUGAUUUUUAUCAAUAGUGUACCUCGAAAGCAGUGGUUCCCAAUCUGAGGUCCGCGUCCCCAUAGGAGAGCGCCAAAGAUCACAGGGAGUGCACCAGGAUUUGUCUGCUCAUGUAUAACUAAAAUCACUAUAACACACUUACUGCAUAAUUUAUAAAAA
Molecule: messenger RNA, 6531 nt
Organism: Sebastes umbrosus (honeycomb rockfish)
Lineage: Eukaryota; Metazoa; Chordata; Actinopteri; Perciformes; Sebastidae
Gene: mapk4
Product: mitogen-activated protein kinase 4
Exons: 9
Coding region: 1443-3641 (732 amino acids)
Biological process (GO): protein phosphorylation; cell surface receptor signaling pathway; intracellular signal transduction
Cellular component (GO): nucleus; cytoplasm
Molecular function (GO): ATP binding; MAP kinase activity
Source: RefSeq, a predicted model, not a curated record